This is a messenger RNA of Sphenostylis stenocarpa, 225 nucleotides long. The record is from the annotation of a GenBank genome assembly. Lineage: Eukaryota; Viridiplantae; Streptophyta; Magnoliopsida; Fabales; Fabaceae.
GUGUUAUGUGAGGAGGGUUUGACUUUGGCUUGGGAGAGUCUUCUUGUCCCUUCUAAGAUCCAUGCAUACCAACCCACCAGAGAAGGAAAACAAACUAGAAAGCAGAGAGUAGUAAGUAUAUUGCUUGAUCUUCCAGAGUAUAGCAAGAUGGAAAAAGAAGCAGUGGAGGGAGGAAACAUUAGAGCAGGGGAAGAAGGGAAGAAGAGGAGACGGUGCGCAUCUUAG